AUGAUUCAACAAUCCACGGCCAGCGACCCAAGCCAUGCUGAAAUGGCCAACACAUACCAUGGCCAAGGUACAGAGCAAGAUCCUUUCUUGGUCGAGUUCCGAAAGAAUGACCCUGAGAACCCCAUGAACUGGUCCCGAUUCAGGAAAUGGUUCAUUACCACCAUCGUGACGCUGUCUGUCUUCGCUAUCACCUUCACAUCAUCAGCAUACUCUGUAUCCUCCAACGAACUCAGGCAAGACUUCAACAUUAGCAGCGAAGUCUUCAUUUUCGGUGUUUCCCUCUUUGUUCUCGGAUUCGCAAUUGGGCCAGCCGUAUGGGGCCCCUUGGUAAGCACAUGUCUACUCUUUGAGCAUUCCUUAGGAUCCGAGCUGUAUGGAAGACAAAUUCUUUGGAUCGCCUCCCACGUUGCCAUGGUGGCCUUUGUUGGAGGCUCCGCUGGCAGCCAAAACAUUACCUCGCUCCUCCUUUUGCGAUUCUUCGGCGGAACCUUUGGCGGGUCGCCUCUAGUCAACUCAGGUGGCAUCAUUGCUGAUCUAUUUGCUCCAGCUCAGAGAGGUCUCGCCAUGACACUUUACUGUGUCGCACCAUUCCUCGGCCCCAUCCUGGGUCCUGUCGUUGGUGGCCUCGUAUCAGAGGCAGUUGGAUGGAGAUGGGUCCAAGGCGUGUGCUGCAUCUUCAUAGGGGUAAUCGGGAUUCUCGGCGUCGUCUUUGUCCCUGAGACUUAUGGACCUGUGCUUCUCGCCAGAAGAGCGAGCUGUUUGUCGAAAGCCGAUGGCAAGUUAUACCUCAGCGUUCUUGAAGAUAUUCAGAGCAAGAAGCAACCGUCUGAAGUUUUCAAGAAGGCUCUAGUACGACCUUGGGUGUUUCUGUUCCGGGAACCCAUCGUGUUAGUGGCCUCACUCUACAUGGCCAUUAUUUACGGCACUGUCUACAUGUUCAUGGCUGGCAUGCCCAUUGUGUACAACCGAGAUCGAGGAUGGAGCGAGGGCACCGGUGGACUUGCAUUUAUAGGCAUCGCGGUCGGUAUCAUCUUGGGCCUGGCGUAUGCUAUCUACGAUAAUGGGCGCUACAUGACACUCUUUCUAUCCAACAAGGCAACUGCAGAGUCUCGACUACCACCAGCCAUAGUCGGUGCCAUAGCCUUACCCAUAGGCAUGUUUGCCUUUGCGUGGACAAACUACCCCAGCAUCCACUGGUCCGUCAGUAUCAUCCUCUCUGCGCCCUUUGGUUUCGGUUGCGUCCUUGUUAUUUUACCUAUGGUCAACUACCUGAUUGACUCUUACACGAUAUUUGCUGCCUCUGUUCUCGCAGCGGCGGCCAUUUUCCGCUCGAUUGUCGGCGCUGUGUUUCCACUGUUCACCGCUGAGAUGUACAACAAUCUUGGAAUACAUUGGGCAAGCUCUUUACCAGCUUUUCUCACACUGGCUUGUGUGCCGUUCCCGUUUAUUAUGUAUCGAUAUGGCAAGGCGCUGAGGAUGAAAUGCAAGUAUGCCUUCGAGGCUGCUGAGAUGAUGGGACACAUGGAGUCUCAAGGCCGAGGAAGAUGA
Fusarium keratoplasticum is the source of this 1548-nucleotide messenger RNA. RefSeq names its product MFS domain-containing protein. Gene Ontology annotation, molecular function: transmembrane transporter activity. Lineage: Eukaryota; Fungi; Ascomycota; Sordariomycetes; Hypocreales; Nectriaceae. The transcript has 2 exons. Gene Ontology annotation, biological process: transmembrane transport. The coding region runs from base 1 to 1548 and encodes 515 amino acids. The record is from RefSeq and is a predicted model, not a curated record.